UGGGAGGGUCUUGCUCGUACCAGUUUGGCCGCUUCCUCCUGCUCACACUCUGAUUACAGCUGCUUGAAGGGACGGGCGACAGCGGGAGGGAACACGGAGGACUUUGGUAUCUGAAAGCACAUAGUGGGAAAGAUGGCAGCCAUACGAAAGAAGUUGGUGAUAGUAGGGGAUGGUGCCUGCGGGAAGACAUGUCUGCUCAUCGUCUUCAGUAAGGAUCAGUUCCCAGAGGUCUACGUCCCCACUGUGUUUGAGAACUACAUCGCUGACAUUGAAGUGGAUGGCAAACAGGUGGAACUAGCGUUGUGGGAUACAGCAGGUCAAGAAGACUACGACAGACUGAGGCCUCUGUCUUACCCCGACACAGAUGUCAUCCUCAUGUGUUUCUCCAUAGAUAGCCCAGACAGUUUAGAGAACAUUCCUGAGAAAUGGACGCCUGAAGUGAAACACUUUUGUCCCAACGUCCCGAUCAUUCUCGUGGGUAAUAAGAAAGACCUGAGAAAUGAUGAGCACACACGCAGAGAGCUGGCCAAAAUGAAACAGGAGCCGGUUAAGUCUGAGGAGGGCAGAGACAUGGCCAACCGCAUCAGUGCCUUUGGCUACCUAGAGUGCUCCGCCAAGACCAAGGAUGGUGUGCGGGAAGUGUUUGAGAUGGCUACCAGAGCGGCACUGCAGGUCCGCAAACGCAAGAAGAGGGGUGGUUGCCAGCUACUGUGAGGGGGGCAGAGUUUCCGGGCCAAUCAGCUCCUGAGGGUAGACUCCCCCUCUCACACACAGAGCAUCUUAGAAAAACCUUAAAAUCAAUGGCUUCCGUGGACUAUACUUACUUCACAGAUGCAGAUACGCCACAGGAGAAUAUGACAGACUGACACGCCUGUUUUAAAAGCAAACAAAUCAGUCUUUUUUUGAAAAACUUUAAUUUCCUCUACUACUACUACUACUACACUGUUUAGUUUCUUAGUUUUUCUGUACCAGCACACCAGCCUGUAUGUGUGAAGGACCUGCCCCCUUCUCCAUUAUGAAUGUAUGUUUGUAUUUAUAUGUGCAUAUUUACAAAUAUAUCAUGCGUCUGCCUCUUUGUUGUGAUGGUUUACAGAAAAGGGGUUCUAAGCGUACAUGCUCUCUGCUCACUGUCUUUGCUCACAGCCUCAAUUUUUUUUCUAUAUGUUUUUGGUUUUGCAUUAACAGUUUGGAACAUUGCUUUUUCCCGCUAAUAUCACCUCGUCUCCUUCAUUCAUAAUCAAUCUACUUUUGUACCAUUAUAAAUUUAAACCCUUUAAGUCAUAUGCCCUACAUGCUCAGUCAGCAGAGCUCCGUCUUCCCCUUGUUUUUUCUGACAAAGAACCAAAUUUGUACCCUCUUUUUCUCUGCGUGACUCCCCCUGAAUUAUACCUACAUAAACUGAUGUAGCACACACUACUUGUAAGGAGAGCUUUGGACUGCACCUCUGCCUCUCCCUUGGCGAUGGCUUAAACUGGCACUGGGGACAGAGGUCUAUUGUCACAAAGAAUUCUGUCACACUCACACUGAAUCUGACAGACUCGCCUCUUAGCAAGACGUAACCAUCAGCCUCCUGUCUGAACUCGGCGCGGCUGGUUCACAUCCAGUAUGUAGCCACAAUGUGUCACUAUGUACUUGGUUUUCUGAGGAAAUGUGUACAAUGUGCACAAAAUGUAACCGAUGCCCACUGUGUGCAGCCAUGUUCACUUUCAGCCCAAAAGUCAACUGACAUCUUUCCUGACUGCUCAGUUGUCUUAACCGAUGUGCCAUCUCUUUAGUCGUCUCUCCAGGUCGUAAGUGCUCAUUCCUCGUUGAAAUCAGGGCUUUAACGUUGUAUUAGACCGUAACUUGGCACACUAAGGACAUUCCUUGAAAUGUGUUUGGAAAGCUUGAAUGCCGGAGUGUGGUAACUUGGACUAAAGUUUGUCUUCAUUGGCUAAAUAUAUGACAUAUCGGACCUGACAGAAUUCAUCAAGUACACAGAACAUACAUUUAUCUUAAACAUCUGUAUUGAGCUUUAAAAUGAAACAGUAACUUUGAACAUUUUUCACCAAUCUCCCACUUUGGUUAAUGAUCACAGGAGUUCUGAACUAAAAGUGACUACAGAAAUUGGAGAAAACAAAACCUGAGUGCAGACUUCGUUUGUGGCCAAAACUAGUUUCAUUUCCUCCGGUUGAGUAUUCUCAUUACUCAGCGACAGAAUCAUCAAACUAAUUUUCUUCCAGGCAGCACUUGAUGCAGUCAGUGUGUACAUCUGUUCAUACACAAAACAGGUCAUGUGAUGUGAGAGCCCUGAAUAAACAUUAUCAAAGUGGAUCUAAUGGUCCCUGCAUUGAUCUUACCAUCAUAAGCUACAUCUGAGGUGAUCUUCCCUUUUUUUUUAGAUCAAUAGAGAUCUGAAAGUUGUCGGCUUGGGCUAAUUCCUGGACAGUGCCUCUUUGUAAUGUUGAAACACUAGUUCAAGAGAAAAUGUUGAUUGUUAUGACACUUUUCAAACAGGGUGGGGUGUGUUGAAUGUCUGAAUGAGACAAACAUGUUAAUAAAGUAUUUUUGAAAUACUA
Molecule: messenger RNA, 2558 nt
Organism: Notolabrus celidotus (New Zealand spotty)
Lineage: Eukaryota; Metazoa; Chordata; Actinopteri; Labriformes; Labridae
Product: rho-related GTP-binding protein RhoA-D
Exons: 5
Coding region: 133-714 (193 amino acids)
Biological process (GO): small GTPase-mediated signal transduction
Cellular component (GO): neuron projection
Molecular function (GO): GTPase activity; GTP binding
Source: RefSeq, a predicted model, not a curated record